AUGCUCAUAUAUCUUGGUCGCAUAGCGUUCCCGACAGAAGUGUACGACCAUGCAGCCAUAGCGGGGCCGGAUAACCAGCUCUACGUGACGGGCGGAGCGGUGACACAGCCGGCCGGCAUCUUCGACAGCGGCCCGGCCAAGUCCGCCAGCAAGAGGUGGGUCUACAGCUGCCCGGGUCCCGGGGAGCCCUGGGAACGAGAGGCCAACAUGAACGCACCCCGGGCACGACACGUCAUGCAAGUGCUAGGAGACGGUAUGUACGUGUUCGGCGGCGCGUCCAAGGGCAACGGGGACGUCGAACGCUUCGACGUGACGUCACGACAAUGGAGCGUGGUAACCAAGCAACGGGUUCUGGCGGGACUCGCGCCACACGGAGCCGUGGCGAUGGACUACCGGAUCUACGUGGCGCUGAAGGGAGAGAACGACAGUAAAGGGGUUGUGUACGAGUUUGAUCCUGAGACCGAGCGGUGGGACACGCACUGUAGACUGCCGUGGGACGUGCGGGGGGUGGGGCUAUGUGUGCUGGACGUGCCGCAGUGGCUGCUGAAGAGGAGGAUCACGAUAACGUAGCGCUGAUCUGUACAUAUCACGAUAGCUACAAGAAAAGUUAGUUGUUCUGGUUAUGUAACGUAACAGUUACGUGUACUAUGCACAAAAGCCGAAAAUGACAGUUUUGGCGCCAUGGUCUGUUCAAUGCAGUGGACGUGUCACAGUGGCUACUGAAAAGAACAAUCAUUAUCACGUAGCGAUACCCAUGGUAUAAAAUUUGUAUUCAUAGUAAGGUUUUAAGACCCAAUUUUCUACCAGAUCUCCUCAGUGCCACUGACUAAAGGUAGAUGUUACCUGAAACGUUUGACCGUUUCCAAUGUCAUACCCAGUUGCUUGAGUAACUGAUA
Branchiostoma floridae (Florida lancelet) is the source of this 896-nucleotide messenger RNA. RefSeq names its product kelch-like protein 31. The record is from RefSeq and is a predicted model, not a curated record. Bases 1 to 570 code for a protein of 189 amino acids. Gene Ontology annotation, molecular function: protein binding. NCBI's taxonomy places the organism in Eukaryota, Metazoa, Chordata, Leptocardii, Amphioxiformes, Branchiostomatidae. The transcript has 2 exons.